AAGAGCACUUCCGGUUCCGGCUGCAAACCGGAGAAGAUAUGGCGGUGUCUGCGUCGGUAGCUGUUGGAGAGGAGGACUGGGUCCUUCCCUCUGAAGUCGAAGUGUUAGAGUCUAUCUAUCUGGAUGAACUACAGGUGGUUAAAGGAAAUGGCAGAUCUUCACCAUGGGAGAUCUCCAUCACCCUGCACCCUGCCACUGCAGAGGACCAGGACUCCCAGUAUGUCUGCUUCACUCUGGUGCUUCAGGUCCCAACACAGUAUCCCAGUGAGGUGCCACAGAUCUCUAUCCGUAACCCCCGAGGACUCUCAGAUGAACAGAUACUCACGAUCUCACAGGCACUGAGCCAUGUGGCCAAGGCUGGGCUGGGCACUGCCAUGCUCUAUGAACUCAUUGAGAAAGGGAAGGAAAUUCUCACAGAUAACAAUAUUCCCCAUGGCCAGUGUGUCAUCUGCCUAUACGGUUUCCAGGAGAAGGAGGCCUUUACCAAAACGCCCUGUUACCACUACUUCCACUGCCACUGCCUUGCUCGGUACAUCCACCACAUGGAGCAGGAGCUGAAGGCUCAAGGGCAGGAGCAGGAGCAGGAAUGGCAGCAUGCUGCAGCCAAACAGAAGUCAGUCGGUGUGCAGUGUCCAGUGUGCAGAGAGCCUCUUGUCUAUGAUCUUGCCACUCUGGAAGCAGCUCCUGAACCCCAACAGCCCAUGGAGCUGUACCAGCCCAAUGCAGAGAGCUUACGCCAGCAGGAAGAGCGCAAGCGGCUCUACCAGAGGCAGCAGGAGCGGGGGGGCAUCAUCGACCUUGAGGCUGAGCGUAACCGGUACUUCAUCAGCCUCCAGCAGCCCCCUGCUCCUGUGGAACCUGAGUCAGCUGUAGAUCUCUCCAGAGGAUCCCACUCACCCAGUACCCUUGCUGCAGAACUGUCCACCUCAACUACCCAGCCCACCCUGUCAAUUCCUCUGCCUGUGGCCACCCAGCACACAUGUGAGAAGAUUCCAGGGACUAGGCUGAAUCAACAGAGGUUGGGUGAGACCCAGAAAGCUAUGCCAGAUCCCCCCCGGGCCAGUCGAGGCCCCUGGCGACAGCUGGAACGGAGGCGUUUGAAGGGAGGAGAAUGCUGUGCCCCCAAAGGUACCAGUGACAUCCAGGAACUGCCACCUCCUGAGAGGCCCCUCAAGGAGCACCUGAACCUAAAGCCAGAACCCCAGAGCCAAGGGGUUGAAGGUCCUUCACAAGAGAAGGGGUCUGGCAACUGGCAGGGCCCCCCACCUCGCAGGACGCGGGACUGUGCUCGCUGGGAGCGCUCCAAAGGUCGGACACCGGGUUCUUCCUACCCCCACCUGCCUCGGGGGCGGGGAGCCUGCCGGCCUGGUGCUUGGAGAGAGCCCCUAGGCCUCGAACCUGAGGAUGGUUCCUAGCAGUACUGUUGGGGGAGAGGGAUUUUGGGGUGGGAGGGGG
Molecule: messenger RNA, 1455 nt
Organism: Choloepus didactylus (southern two-toed sloth)
Lineage: Eukaryota; Metazoa; Chordata; Mammalia; Pilosa; Megalonychidae
Gene: RNF25
Product: ring finger protein 25
Exons: 10
Coding region: 39-1415 (458 amino acids)
Biological process (GO): protein ubiquitination
Cellular component (GO): nucleus
Molecular function (GO): ubiquitin protein ligase activity; protein binding
Source: RefSeq, a predicted model, not a curated record